UCGACGAGAGAGUGUGUAAAAUGAUCAAAGUGUGAAGGGAGACUACGCCGCGUUGUUUACAAUUUAGCAAACCGGAAAAGGAACAGUUCUUGACAUAAAAAUACAACAGAAAAAUCUUUGAUCGGGAAUGGCUGCAAAAGCCAUGCCUCUAGCAAAGCUGCCUCCAAUUGCAGGCACCCCGCCAGCAGUUGGUCUAGGCAUCUCACCAAGAGCGGUAAGGCAGUACGAAGGACUACAAGGUCCAAGCUAUCAGCUGAAUGGAAUCAACGAUCGGACAAAACACAAACUACCUCAACCUCAGGUUCUAAGGCCUUUCAUUGAUACUAAAGCCGGUACCCUUGACACAUGGCCAGCUCAUGCGACUUCCCAAGCCACAGCCAAGCCAGGUAUCCCAAGCCACAGACCUCGUUCCAGCCCGGACAAGAUGUCAGCGGACAUGAGCGACGACCCCCAACGAUCAGUCAUCCCCAAGCCAAGGUUCCUGGAACAACUGGAGAUGUUCUUGAAGAAAGAACUUAGAAACCUGGACGGAGACAGGGAAGGAGGUCCCAGUGACCUUAGGUUACAGGCAUACAGAGAGGUAUUUGAGUACCUGAUAGAAGACUUCAAGACAUACAAGCCUCUUCUCUCAUCCAUUAAGACAGAGUACGAGAUGAUGAUCGCCCAACAAAGAGAACAGAUAAGGGAGCUUGAGCCUCUUAAGUCCAUGUUGGUGACAGUCUCGGAGCAGUGUGAUCAGAAAGUGAUGGCACUUAGGGAGGAGGAGAGACAGGAGAUGCUGGAUCUUAAGAGAGAGAAGAAGGCACUGCAGGAGACGAUAGAUGCCAUGAAACAACACGAGGUCUCACUACAGAUGCAAAUAGACAAGCUACAAGAAGACGUAGCCGCUGAGUACUACAAAUAUCGAAAUGAAUGCGACGCUCGUAAACUACUGGUGUCUGACAUCAACGAUUUACGCUACCAACAAGAAGACUUUCAAAAGUCUCAGGGUCAGGUCAACCCCGUUGGAGAAACCAAAGAGGAUCCCAUAAAGCUCAAGAUUGCAUUAAGGAGAGCAAGAGAGGACCUGACGGAUGCGACGCAGCGUUUGACGGAGAUGAUCGCCAACUAUGGAGACGUAGUACCGAGGAGGGACUUUGAAGGACUCAAAGUAGAACAUGAGAAACUGCAAGAAGAAAUGGAGCUACUGAAAAAAGACCAUGAGAUCCUGAUGACAGAGCACGAUACACUUCUUGAGGUCAAUAAACAGGUGUUGACGCAGAGAGACGAGUUUUACUCCGAGCUGGAAGUGCUCAAACGAUCAGCAACACCAAGACCCGACUGGGAUCGCUGCGCCCCCUUCAUGGAGGGAGGAGAGGAAAGAUGGGCAACCAUCGCUAAGGAUAAGAGCAGCGAUGGUAAAGUGGAGCUCCUCCUCAAGGAGCUAGCUGGAGACGGAGAAGGACUUGCGUUCUUUGAGCCCAAGGGUACAGGCGAGGAUGUUCCACUCUACCUCCAGACCGAUAUUAAAGUCAGAAACAGAGAGAUAUCAAAGGGGGAUGCCCUGGAGUUGAUCAAGGAGGUCUGGGCGGCCAAGAAUAAGCAGGAAUCACAGAAGGAGGACGGUUCGGUUGGACCGAUGGACGCCUUCCUGGCAGAGUUUCUUGACGACAGAUUCCGGGACAAGAAGAUGAUUGCUGAGAAGGCGUACAAUCUCCAUGACGCCUUGGAGAGAUACGAAGACGAGGGCCUCUGCAGCUUGUUCUAUCAAGUACUUAAAAAUGAGAUCAGCGAAGAUGUGUACAACCAACAAAUGGAGAUGUUGCAAAAACUGAUGGAGUCAUUCAAUCAGUCUUCAGAGACGGUGACGAUCCAAUCAUCAGCACCACCGCCAGAGACGCCCCAGCCAGCAGAAGAAGGGGUCGAACCCCCGCAGGUUGAAGAAAAGGAGGAAGAGGAAAGUAAAGAAACCAGCAUCCAAGUCAUCCCACGAGACAAGUUUGAAGCCUCUCUGAAAGAGGUCUUUGCCGUCAAGUCCGAUGAGAACAUCGAAGCCCUUGUGGCUGCAGCCUUAGAAGACUUGAAACCAGAAGAAGGAGCAGAGACCCUGAAUUAUCAAGAUCUCUUCAUGGAGGAUGAAGAUGGAGGAGCUCGUCCUUUUAUUAAUCUAAUCCGGAAACAAGAUAAAGAAGAACGUCUCAAGUAUGUGGAGCAGAUCAAACAAGAGAUGGGGGAGAAAGAGGAGGUGCCUCUACCGGAAUUACGGAUGGCCAUCAACGUGGUGGAUGCCGAGAUCGAUAAACAUCAUAUGAUAGCGUACCUGGCCUGCGCGUACGACGUACCGCACGACCAGCUGAACACGGCCACGCCGCAACCCAUUGAAACUAUCAUACAGAGACUGCUCAAGAAAGGCGUCAGCCGCUUUGGUCUGCUCAACAGCUCUGAGUUAUAAGAAGUACACGAAAGGAGACUCUGGGUUUAUUUUUAAUAGAGAAUGACAACAAUCCGUCCAGUUUUGCCUGAACUGUUUUCUUCUUCAUAGAACUCAGGAAAGUACUGAAAGUAAAACAAAUAAGUAAGAAGAUGUUUUCCAGAAAAUCGUAUUCCUGGGUUGUGCUGUACAUUUGUACAUUAUUUUUAUUGAGUUUUUGAAACAAUAUUUUCCACUGUUCGCGUGACAGUCCUAUUACGAUGAAAACACAUCAAGGGUUGGGGGCCUAAUAAACGCCCUUUAGUAUUGAUUUGGCCCAGUUCAUGCGAAUAAUUUUUUCAUCAUAAUCUUGGUGUGCCAUUUUGGUCACUGUCCAUGUUUGUUAUACAACGGUGCGCAUUUUAGGCAACACGCCUUUUACCAUAGUUGCACGUGCAAGUUGACUCCCACAAUGGCGAUUGUGGUAGACUGUGUAGCCAAGUGUAAUGUUUGUGCAAGACAAGGUUUAGCAAUACUGCCUAAAUGUAUCAGUUGCUAAUCCAAGCAUACUCCCUACUUAAAAUCAGCAUUCAGUGGGCACAACUGUUUUCAGUCCAAAUUUUGGACAAUUGUGGUAGGUUCAACUUUUAUGUUGACAGCAUCAGAUUUUUUGAGUCAUUUUGACUGCUGUCCAAACCUUUAAAUUGAAUACUUCUUUUUAGAUCACUCCGUCCAAGCACACCAACACAUUUCAGUACCUAUUGCAGAACACUGGAAGGUACCCCUCUACUUGUGUUUCAAAUUAUUUGGUGUACCUGUUUGUAUGGUUUGGAUAAGUUUUCACCCUAAAACAUUUGAAUCUUAGAAACAAUUAAUGCAUGAGUUGUUUUUUAGUUUUCUGAGUGUUGGUGUCCAAUCGAGUAUGUUGCUGCCAUAAUGUAGAUGCAGCUGGUACCCGCUGUCACUAAACUUGGAAGUAUUCAAUGUUCUUAGUAACAAAACACUUUAAAAAUAUGAGUUUUAUUUUUUAUUUAGAAAAUAUAUAAUAAUAUUCAAAAUGGUACAAAAAAUCAAGUGGGUGAGUGGCAAGGAGGAACAGGUGAGCAGCACCUCUACAAGGUCGUCCAAGUGCAAAAAUUGAACAAAAAAACCAACCCCAAAUUUGUGUGAAGGCAGAUAAUGUUGCCUAUAAAUCAGCGUUUCGUUGACAAAAAACAUCUGAUGUAGAUAUUUAAAAAGGCAGGCAUUUGAUGCAUUAAAAGAAUUGAAACAAAAGCUGACAGUUUUACAUAUUAUUCAAAGAGUAUUUAAAAGGAUUUAUUUACACCAUUUUGUAAAAUAUUUCAUUACUGUAAAUUUUAAAUUUAAGCCCUAGAAUUUCUUCAAUAAAAAAUAUCUAUUAAUAUACAAUUGUACAAAAUUGUUGUUCUUUGGGUCAUUAUAAUCAAAAAUCAAUUUAGGCCAAACUGUUUCCUGUGACCGAACCGAUCUUUAAAAAAUUGUAUAACUUGAAAAGUUUUGAAAAGAGUAGCUUAAGCUAACUACACUGGUGCCUCACAGCAUCAACUUUGCUGAGUGAAAAAUGAGCAGGGAACCAGUACCAACAAUGUAACUCCUGGGCCCAAAUUCAUAAAUCCUGUAAGCACAAAAAAAACUUGCUUAGCACUAAAAAUAACUAUUGCCCAGCAAAAAAAGGUUACCGGCCAGAAUACUAUAGAGUUACCAUUGUUGUGAUUGGUCCCAUGGCAAUUGUUUGCUUAGCCAAGAAAUUUGCUCAACAGAAUUUUCUGCUUAACGACUUUAUGAAACUGGGCCGAUGUAGUUUGGCUGUUUCUGCUAAGCAAUAAUUUCAGUGCUUCAGACUUUAUGAAAUUGGGCCCUAUUAGCACGGUUUAAAAAGUAAGAUUUGAUUUAUUAAUAUAAAAAAUAAUACUUUGAAGAUCCCUGUCACCAACCAUUUUUUUAAUUUUAUAGCUUACAACUCCUGAAGACCAUCAGCGCACACUGAUCGAAAAGUCGGGUCAUUAAAAAAAUUAAUUCCACAGAUUCUUUUCAGAGCCACAGUUAAUUGCAAACAGCGAACAACUGUAGCAGUUACGAGAGUUUUGUGAUCAGACUGAUCGAAACAUUAACCACCGGUUCAUUUCAGAACCAACACUAGUCAAAAGAGAUAUUCACAUGGUGUUACCGCAAACCUCUCUUAAAGGGAUGCU
Messenger RNA from Asterias rubens (European starfish), 4602 nucleotides. RefSeq names its product translin-associated factor X-interacting protein 1-like. The record is from RefSeq and is a predicted model, not a curated record. Gene Ontology annotation, cellular component: cytoplasm. NCBI's taxonomy places the organism in Eukaryota, Metazoa, Echinodermata, Asteroidea, Forcipulatida, Asteriidae. The coding region runs from base 128 to 2431 and encodes 767 amino acids. The transcript has 16 exons.